AAAAAUAAAGACAACAAAAUCAAAAGUGACACGCAAACGAUUUUCGAAAAGCAUUUUAUUGAGUCGCUUUUGGAAACUAAUUUAAAAGAAAGUUCUUUCCAGCUUUAAAAAUAUUAACGAAAAAUGGCAGCUCUCGAUGAACUCCGCGCCAGGCUAAACGACCUCCAAGAAGAACUCCAAAAGCACAAAACCAAUGCAAAGACAUUCCGCGAAAGAAUCGAUAAAAUGACCGCCGAAGUCGUCGAUUCCAAUCCCUACAGUCGACUCAUGGCUCUCCAGAGAAUGGGCAUCGUCAAGGAAUACGAGAGGAUCCGUGACAAGUCAGUGGCUGUUGUGGGAGUGGGAGGAGUUGGCAGUGUCACUGCCGAUAUGUUAACGAGAUGUGGCAUCGGCAAAUUGAUCCUCUUUGAUUACGACAAAGUCGAGUUGGCCAACAUGAAUCGUUUGUUCUUCACUCCCGACCAAGCUGGACUCUCUAAAGUCGACGCAGCCGCAAAGACACUCACCUUCAUCAACCCUGAUGUUCGCAUUGAAACCCACAACUACAACAUAACCACCAUGGAGUCCUUCGACAAGUUCCUCAACACAAUCCAGACUGGUGGAGUGGAGCCCAACACUCCAGUGGAUUUGGUGCUCAGUUGUGUGGAUAACUUCGAGGCUCGCAUGGCCAUCAACACGGCUUGCAAUGAGCUGGGUCUAAAUUGGUUCGAAUCAGGAGUUUCGGAGAAUGCUGUCUCGGGACAUAUUCAGUUCAUCAGGCCCGGAGACACCGCCUGUUUUGCAUGUGCUCCCCCUCUAGUGGUCGCAGAGAAUAUCGACGAGAAGACUCUGAAGCGGGAAGGCGUGUGCGCGGCCAGUCUGCCCACCACCAUGGGCAUCACAGCUGGCAUGCUCGUCCAGAACACUCUGAAGUAUCUUCUGGGCUUCGGCGAGGUCUCGGACUACUUGGGCUACAAUGCCAUGAACGACUUCUUCCCCAAAAUGACCCUCAAGCCCAAUACACAGUGUGAUGACCGUCACUGCCAGGCGAGGCAAAAGGAAUUCCAAGCCAAACCCAAGGUGCAAGCAGUGGUCGAAGAAAUCGCCGAUGAACCUCUCCACGAAACCAACGAUUGGGGAAUCGAAUUGGUCAGCGAUUCUGCUCCCGAAGAAGCAUCCGCGUCUUCUACCGUAGUCGCCGGAUUGAAACUCGCCUACGACGCACCAGACAAAAAUGAUGAUCUAACGGAGGCACCUGCCGCUACAGCUGGACAAGAAGUUGACUUGGACGAUCUUAUGGCUCAAAUGAAAUCGAUGUAGAUGUGAAGGGAAAUGCAUUUUGUUAACGAUCAAGGCUCUUUUUAUAUUUAUUUUUGCUUUUUCAAAUAAAAACACGAACUUCCAAUGUU
Molecule: messenger RNA, 1388 nt
Organism: Eupeodes corollae
Lineage: Eukaryota; Metazoa; Arthropoda; Insecta; Diptera; Syrphidae
Gene: Uba5
Product: ubiquitin-like modifier-activating enzyme 5
Exons: 2
Coding region: 124-1299 (391 amino acids)
Biological process (GO): protein ufmylation
Cellular component (GO): cytosol; cytoplasm
Molecular function (GO): UFM1 activating enzyme activity
Source: RefSeq, a predicted model, not a curated record